CGUAGUGGAUGGAGAUUUCGAGUCAGGUUUAGGAGCUGUCUAAAUUAAUCUGUAAUUUGCCUGAACUCCUCCCGGUGACUUUUGGGCUGUGUUUGGCGAUUGGGAAGAAUUGACAAAGUUAUGGUAUUUAAUCACAGAGGUCCCAAACACUGCUGUGGUCGGUGUGACUUGAAAGUUCAUGUUUCCAUUUUGUGGUCGGAAGAGUUCCAAACGGGUGAAUCGUUUACGAAUCGCGCAUUAAACACAGCGGCUACCGUCAGCGCUGCUGGAGUCCGACACUGAACGAAGAGGUGAAAGGCCAGCCGGCCAGCCAGCCAGCCAGCCACAUACAGCUAGCUGUCACUAUGGAUGCCUGCGCCCGUAUUCGAGGAGUCCCAAUCAGGUCCAGGUCCUCAGUGCGGAAAGAGACUGUGCGAGACAGUGGGGCGCAGAAUGUGAAGAGCCUCUUCAGGAAUAAAAAGGAGCUCUGUGGCAUUGGUUUAGAGCUGCCAGCAAGAGAUGCCACCAGGCUGACAGAGAUUCACUUUGUGUGUCUGCCUGAUGUAAGUGAUGGAGAAGAUGUCACCCAGCAGGCUCUGUCUUCUCUGUCAGGGGGGCUGUGUGAGCUUCUCAGGUCCCUCCACGUCCACAGCAUUAGGAGCGAUGAAGUCCUGCUGCUCAAAGACUCUCGCAGGCUGCCAGAGCACAAGGAUGCCGGACCUCAGUAUUGGUUAAAGACAGUGUGUGUGCUGAGGAAUAGUUCCAGCACCAACGUUUACCCUCAAGCCAGUGUUCCGACUUUGGUGGGGCUGCUGGGGUGCUACAUGGCAGGUCUCCGCUAUACGCUGGAGCUUCAGGGUCUUCAGAGGGGCGCAGCUGAGCCCAACCAGCCAGAUGAAGACGACACCAACCAGUCGGUCUCAUCAAUCGAGGAUGACUUUGUCACAGCCCUAGAACAUCUGGAGGAGGACGACACAGGAGACAAUACCUCUGCAGCUCCAUUUAGUCAUUUUAAAAAGCGUGAUGUGGCUUCACAGACUGUCCCAGCUCACAAGAGAAGAAAGGAAUUAUCAGGCUCCCGCAUUAUCAUAAGCUCGACUUCGAAGAAGUAUUCAGCCAAACACAGAUCUGGUCCUGACGUAUCUGUCACAGUGCAGAGGUCAUCGGGUGUGGAAUCCCAGUGGACUUACUGCAGUCCUGGAGUUCGUCUCCCCUCACCUUUGAUUCAUGUCAGUGAAUCAGAAGAGUCAGACUGUUCCAGCCCCAGCCCUAUCAUUUUCCUGGAUGAAGUGGGCUACCAGAAGAGCCUGCUGGCCAAGCUGGACAUUCCUCAAGUGCCAGGGGGGCCCAGAGAGCGAGUUGAAGACUCAGAUUCGGAAGUUAGUGAGUUUUUUGACAGCUUUGACCAGUUUGAUGACUUGGAUGAGCUCAACUCAGAGAGCUGUACUCUUACUCUGCCUCUGGAUGCGAUUAGUGCCCCAGCAGCACAGAAAGAGGCUGCUGAAUCUGGCACAAGUACAUCAUCUUUAAAAUAUGUUUCUAGGGGCUGCUCAACCAAGGGAAUGAAUCCUCACCGCUUUGAUCAGCCCACUCUCCCAGCCAAUGUGAAAAAACCCACGCCCCUGAAACCAGGCUCUCCUUACUCAAUUCCCUCUGAGGUGCCGGAUUCCCCUUGGCCUGUACAGACUCCCUCUGAGGAGAACGGCGGUCCCCUCUUCAGUCCUUUGAGCUCCUCUGCCUUCAGUCCCCUGGUGGACUCCAGCGGACCACUGGAAUACUUCUGGAAUACAGAGGCGGAUGGACAAGAUGACUCUGAGCUACGUAAACCCCAGGAUCUCUGUUCUUUGUAUAAGACCUACUCAGACUUUGCUAGCAGUCUGUCCAAAGAAAUUCUUGGAUCUGUCUGUGGCUACCAGUCUGCUGUUGACAUCAGUGACAACAAGAAUCUCUCCUGUGUCUGCCACAAGGAAUUUAAGAACCCUUCAGGAUACCUGAUGAAACUCUCAGAAAUACAGGAGACUGUAACAGUGGCCAAGCUGCAGAAGAAAUCCCAGUCUCUGAAAGAUGGUAUUCAGAGGUUUGCCAGUGACCUUGUGGAAAUGAGCUUGGGCAGCGCUUUGCGAGACCUCCAAAAAGGGGUGUCCUCCUGCACCACCACCUUGUGCCACCUAGCUGCUCGACUUACCUCCUCAGUAUUUCAAAUGGCCUUCCAUGAGAUUGGCAUGCGACGUGCAUAUGUACUGAAGGAGCGGGCAAUCAACGGGCUGGCCAGCUUCCUGGUUGGAGAGGCCGUGUCCGCAGCGCUCAAAGAGUUCCUGACUGUGAAGAAGCAGAUUUUCCACAGCACUGUAACACGUUUUGCUGCUGAUCUGGCUGAAGAGCUGGUGUUUGAAGGUAUAAUGGAAGUAUGUCAGUUCUCCCACCCCUCAACCCCUCUCACCCCAAGUGAUUGGUCUUUUGGCCAUGGGCAAGAGGAAGAAGAGGAGGAGGAGGUGGUGUCCUCCUAUGCCUCGGACCUUUCUGAGUCUGUCAUCCAGGAGGCCUUCAUAGAGCUCUCUCAGGCAGAUGUUGCCUUCACAAGCCAAGCAGCUAUAAGUGUGUCUGUGGACAACAUCUGUUAUGUCAGUGCAGAUAACACCUGCACUCAUACCUGCAGCACCUUUGCUAACCAGCAGGUUUUAAGUGCAGCGGUCCCAGCGGAGGAUGCUUCUUGUACUGUGAAGAAAGCCCUGUUCACUGUAUCAGGGAUGGCCAGCUGUAUUCCUGUGCCCCAAGCAGGGCACGCCCUCUCCAACCUCCAGGAUUCCGAGGAGACCACUCAGCAGAGGUCUAGCUUGUCACAUACCCCACCGACCAGCCCCAAAAGAUCAACUGUGUCAUCCUCUGAGAAUGCCACUUCUCCACUAACGCCCCUUUACAGUCAUGGAACUCAGACCUCUCUACCAGCAGGAGAGCCCUCCCCAAAAAAGUCUCCAUUCCAAAGCUUCUCUGGCAACAUAGUGGAUAUGAUAGUAACUGAGGCUUGUGAGCUAAUAACUGCCUCUAAAAUGAAGAAGGGUUUCGGCGACUGUGCUGACUUCCUCACAAAGACAAUCAGAAGCCGCAGGGACUCUUACGAUGCUCCGGAUUCCCCUUCAAAGCAAGGAGCUGUCAGGGAAAGUUUUAGAUAUGACUAUAGAGAUUCUGGGCAUGUUAGACCAGGUGGCCCUAUGGGACAAGCAAAUAAUCCUCCCAUUUCCUUUCAGACAGGCACUCUAAACCAGGGGAGUUACCGAUGUGAGCGAGGCCCUAGGACCAGGGGUGUGUCUGAAACACAUCCUGUGAUGAGGAAUACUUUGGAAGUGCCGGGUAAUGAGAUGGGUGGACAAAGGAGGAUAUCCGCUACUGUGGAUGAUUCAGCUCCAAACUCUGGACAGAAGUCUACUGCGACUCCUGGUACUCCUCCUUCCACCCCCCAGCAGCCCAGUGAGGUGUCCAAGGAGAGACAGAUAAAGCAGUUCUCCAAAAAGCUGAAAAGCAAGCUGGCUAAAGAAUUUUCCCCUGCAACACCACCUCCAACCCCUCACUAUCAGCCUGAGCUGGGCCCGGGACCAAAAGACACCAUCCCAGAUGCAGACAAGGCAGAGUUUAUGCUCAAACUGAUGAGAUCUCUCUCUGAGGAGGCUGAUGGAAAUGAGGAAGAAGAGGAGGAAGAACCGUCAGAAGAAGACGGUGUUGGAGUUGCUAACACAUCUUUAGAGAGAGGGGGCGGCCGACACACACCCAGCUCGAUGUGCGCUCGCGUAAUGUCCAACAAAGAAGCUCUCCACUAUGCUGAGCGGUUGGCGUGCCACAUAGUCUCCAUGGCAACAGAGAUGGACACCCUAGGAGGGGCAGAAGAGAAGCAGGGAGAGACGAACCAGGGCAGUGAGAAGAGGAGAGACAGUGUGGCUCAGUUUUCAGAGCAGACCCUCAACUCAUUGUGGGUGUAUGCAGGAGAGGUGGCGGGAGAGGUAAUUAGUGAUGUGAAGAGGAUGGUGAGCUCUGGACAGCAGUGCCCGCAUCACAGAGCUCUCAGAAGAAGAAGGAGCUGGGACAGAUCUAGCUCAGAAUGUUUGCAUUACCACCACAGACACCACUCUCAACCCGGUACAGACCAGAGCAGAGACUGGAGGUUAGGAAGGCUGGCUGAGCAGUGGUCCAAUGACCUGAUUGCCUCGGUCUCCCAGUCUUCCACCUCUGCUUCGAGCACUGUGUCUUGCUCCAGCUCUGGUCUAUCCUCUGAGUAUCCCAGCUGUGAGAGCGUGACAGAUGAGUAUGCCGGCUACCUCAUUAGGGUGCUGAAAAAGGAAGGGGGGAGUAGGGAGUUAGUCCUGGACCAGUAUGCAAGCCGUUUGGCUUAUCGUUCUAUAAAACUUGGCUUGGCUCACGCCAGUCGUAAAAUAAAGCAGAGAUCCUCUAGUGCACGUCUUUGCUCCUCUAAGUCUCUGCCAGAUGAAUGGAAAUCAUCUUGUAGUAGUAAAACGUCAUCAGCCAAGGAUCAAACAGAGAUGGAUAGAAACACCCAGUGUUGUUGCAGGGACUCUGAAGAGCAGAGUAAGAGGGAGUAUAUGGACCUAGUCCACUUUGCUGAAUCUUUAGCAUAUAAUAUCACCUGUGAUGUCACACGCAAGCUCCAUCUUUCCUCUGUACGGCUGCCAAAGUCUCUCACUGACUCCUGUCUUUAUAAAAAAUCCAAACUGGAAGACAUGGCAGAGAAUCUCAUCAGGAACUCCUUCUCCUGCCCUUUGUUAUCCAAGGAGGGUAAGAGCAAGCACUACCACAGCACAGGGAGCCUCUACGAUCAAGGUUACAGUAGCAAGGUGAUGCAAGUCAUCGAGCAUUAUGCAAGGAAAAUAGUGGAUGACACGCUGAAGAUAAGCAUGGCUUCAGUUGACCAUUCAUCACGGGAGCACCAAGGCUAUGACAGACACACUCACACACAGAGGUUGUCUGAGGGCCCAGUUCUGGUCCGGGCAAUGGGGGAGAGGGCAUGUUGUUGCUGUCAAGUCCAGGAGUGUCCAUACUGCAGCAAGCACAGCAGGCACCACUACCAACCUGUGCUGCAGAGGAGGAAAAGGGGAGGAGACUGUCAAGCAAGAGUGCUCUCUAGUCUGGAGAUUCCCAAGAUCCACAUCGACCUGGACCACAGGGUGGCAUUUGCAGAGGAGAUGGUGUCCAUGGCAAUGGAGACAGCAAAGCGCGAGCUGAGCAACACCAGCCUUAAUGCUGACAGCGGGAUCGGCCAUGAUGGCACCAGCUACGCCGAGAGCCUCACUGCUGAGAUCAUGACGUCAGCCCUGUCCAACAUAUGCCAGGCUGCCCUUACCAGUGCUUCGAGUAGGGAAACCACUGAGUCCACUGUAUCUCAGCAGCUGAGUGUUGGAGAUGACAGCCUGGGAAGCUGGUCCAACCUGAGCUUUGAAGAUGAGCACCCAGAUGAUAACAGCAGCUUCCUCCACCUCAGUGACAGCAGCAAUGGGAAUAGCAGUAGCUGGAGCAGUCUGGGCCUGGAGGGGGAGGCGUGUGAAGAGCACUUGUCAUUCUCCCCCUCUGACAGCGACAAUACAGAGGACAAGGAGGCUGAGGUCAAAGAGGAAUCAAGUGGGACACUCUGUGUGGACAGGACUCAAGUGCAAACUCCCAGGACUGCGCUGGUCAUAGCGAACUCAGAUCUCAGAGAUCCUGGGAGUGGCCCUAAGCACGUCACCCUCGACCCCCAGCUCAGGAGCAUGCUACAGUGGCUGGCAGCCUCCAUGGCCGACAUCCCUCAGAUCCAGCUGUGUCCUGACAGAGAACUGCAGCAGCUCCCAGCGGUGGUCCAGAGGCUUCGAGAGAGGAAGUGGAAGGUGGGCGAGCUGCUGCACAUGCUGCUGCGCUACUGUGAUGAGAGCCACAGUCAGCCCGAGGCCAGAGAAGAGGCACUUGAGGCCGGCAAAGAACCUCACUGCAUCUCCCUCUUCCAGUGGCUUCUGGAGCGCGCCUAAGGCCUCUGCUUUUUUCCCCCCCUUGCUCUCCUCUCAUUAUUUCCAAACAGGGCUUUGCAACCUCUAUGAGCCCCAAAAGGCUGCCCCACAAAUCUGAUCUAACUCCCUCUCACGAAUGUGGGCAGCACGUGUGUUGCAUUGCGUGUAUGGCACGUGUAUGCAUGCCAUCUUUUCCCGGUUUUUGUUGUUUUUUUUUUUCCCCCCAGUUUCUGUUUUGUUGCUGCAGUUUCAUCAGUUAUCAGGCCUGCAUGUGUAACCCGUGUUGAUUUAGUGAGCUGUCUCCUUUGCUCGCCUACACUCUUGAAUCGAAGGCCUCACACCUUGCUGUGCUUAAGCUACAAGGAGAAGUGGGGGAGGACCCACCCGGUGUGUUUCCAGAGGGAGAUGCAGUGUGUUGGGAGAAAAGACAGAAUGGGAAUCCCCACAGCUGCUGGGCGGAUGAUGUCAUCACACCCACACCUCACCUCUCUGGUGGUAUUUCCACAUGUUGAGAGACCAACUGUACACACGCACAUAUGCACACACAAACACAUUUUGAUUAUUAGAACCAAUUCAAAAUACAUGAACACAAUUCCGUUACUGUCUUGAUCCACUAGAGUUGUGCUGCAGUAAGUACAUUUAGCUUUUCUCUAAAUGACUCACUACACUGCCAUACAGAGAGGUUGAUAAGACUCUGUUAAGCCCACCUCUGUAGUUUAGUGAACUGUGCUGUCAUUUUUGCGAUGAUGAUCAUGAGCAAAUUUAUUUGGCCACAGAAUAAAUAAGAGUUUUAUCUAAUACUGUAACCCUGCUUCUUCUAGUAGCAAUCCACUUGGUUGUCAUACUUAGUAAAAUAUUAAAGAGGAGAAUGAGUCAUAGUGAGGAUUUAUUAAAAAAGAAAAGGGAAAAUAAUCUUUGUAUGUACAAGGAUUAUCUUUCUAUUUCCUUUUUAUAUAUGUAAAUAUAUAUAUGUAUUUUUUUUUUUUUUUAAAGGUAGUGUAUCUAAU
Oreochromis aureus is the source of this 6970-nucleotide messenger RNA. RefSeq names its product A kinase (PRKA) anchor protein 11 (gene akap11). The record is from RefSeq and is a predicted model, not a curated record. Bases 345 to 5984 code for a protein of 1879 amino acids. Gene Ontology annotation, biological process: intracellular protein localization. Lineage: Eukaryota; Metazoa; Chordata; Actinopteri; Cichliformes; Cichlidae. The transcript has 12 exons. Gene Ontology annotation, molecular function: protein kinase A binding. Gene Ontology annotation, cellular component: cytoplasm.